Messenger RNA from Malaclemys terrapin pileata, 3931 nucleotides. RefSeq names its product mediator of RNA polymerase II transcription subunit 1-like. The transcript is spliced from 6 exons. Gene Ontology annotation, molecular function: nuclear vitamin D receptor binding; nuclear thyroid hormone receptor binding; transcription coregulator activity. Gene Ontology annotation, cellular component: mediator complex. Gene Ontology annotation, biological process: regulation of transcription by RNA polymerase II; cellular response to thyroid hormone stimulus. NCBI's taxonomy places the organism in Eukaryota, Metazoa, Chordata, Testudines, Emydidae. Bases 134 to 808 code for a protein of 224 amino acids. The record is from RefSeq and is a predicted model, not a curated record.
CCAGCAAUUCCUGCAUCAAGCUCCUAACUUUAAAUAUCAAUUAAGAAUUUCAAUUGAUGGACUGAAGCUAGCUUCUCUUCAUGCAUUGAUUGUUCAAUUUACCUUUAAUGAUGAGUACAAGGAAGAUUUGGCCAUGAAUAAUUCUUGUUUCUUUGUGUCUCUUCCAGAUUGCCCGAAGCACAGUUAUUUCAUAAAUAAGGGCACAGAGAAAUCAGGUAUAACAGGAGCCCUCAUCAGUAAAAUUCCAUUUACCCAUCCAAAGUGUGUACCUCCUAUAAUUGAGAUUCUUCGGCAUCAAGUGGCAUAUAACACUCUUAUUGGCAGCUGUCUCUCUGAGAACACUAUAAACGAAGAUUGCUCAGAGCUGCUUUAUUUUGAAGUGUCUCCACAAAAGGGCACUAGCUUUUCUAUCUCAUUCCAGCAUCCUAUGGGGGAGAGUUUAGCCUGUGUGGUAGCUGAUGUCUUGAGCUCCAGACGAAUCAGAUGCAGUCUUCAUACAAAUCCUCAAGAUGUAACUCUAAAUUGCUGCAAUGACUUUAUCUCAAGAGUCAUGGAGCGUUGUAUGUCUGUCCCUCUCGUCAUGAGAGCUAUUUUCAAGAAUGCUGUCACUAUGAAAGUUGAUGGUGAAAUACAAAAUAUGGAAGUUAUCUCUGAGCAAAAUCCUGAAGUGACCUGCAAGCAAACUACGUCUUCUAACAGUACAGGAGCAAAUAUUUCUGGAGCCAGCAUGCAAAAUUCAUGUGAUGGAAUGGAGGCAAGCAGCUCCACGGCCAAUAUUGAGUGUGCGAUUUGUGAUAUAUCAGUAUAACUAAAGCAAAUACUCAUCUGAUGUUUACUGUGGUUCCAUGUCACUUUUUUUGUAGUGUGAUCAAUAGACAUUGUCUCAAGAAACAGUAGAGGAGAAUUUGGCAAGAUCAAUACUUCUGUCUAGCAGGAUUUCCUCUUAGAAUUAAAUCUUUUCAACCCUGCAUAUUGCUAAAUAAAAAAAAUAAAUAAAAAAAAAUUUGAGAAUAUAAACGCAAAUUUGAAAAGUCAAAUUAUCACUACUGUAGCAACCUUAAUUUAACCCAUAAUGCAUAUAUGGGCAUGUAGUUACUUAGGUGAUGGUGGUUUGUUAAAUAUUUGUAGAUGUACAUAUAAUAUAACAUGCAAUGUGGCCAAGUUAUAUUGCUGAAACCUUAAGAUUUUUUCUUUUUUGUGCAGUUCCAUUUAUUAAACCAAUGUUGCAUUAACUUUUUUUAACAUGUAAUCAAAAAAUUUGUAAGAAAGGUGGAAGGGGAAAGGAACUAUUGUUAAACAGUCUGCUAGUAAGCUAUUUUGUGCACAAAUGCAAUUUGAUGCAAAUGAGUUGACUUGUACUAUUCCCCAUGGAACUGUGUAGUAAAUUAAAAGCUUUCCCCCCUCCUGUAUUGGUUUAAUAUCCUCUUUUUGCAAAAAGUUCUGGAUGAGGGGGGUAUGGGUAAUACAGGUGUGCAAUAAAAUAAUUUUUCAAACAAAUGGCUGUGUAAAUUUUUUUUUUUUUUUUUUAGUUAAAUUCUGCCCAGUGACUUGUAUUCAUGAAGAAUUAGCCUACUAUUAGGCCUGAAAACUUAAACUUCAGUUGUUGGAGUACAAAAAUGUUACAGCAGAAUUAUAGGGGUUUUGUGUGUUUUUUUUUUUUUUUUUUUUGUUUUUAACUACUCUCAAAUCCACUCAAUGUAGGUGGUAAACAAACCCUCCACAUUUGUUUUUGGCCUCUGACUAAACAGGCUUUCAACCAGAUGAAAACUUAUGUAGUGGCAAUUUAAAACAAGAAUAGAUAGUGAGAAGUCCUCCUCAGCAUUCUUGUCUUGUAGGUGCUAAAAUUGAUUUAUAUGGUGAGAAAUGUGCAUAAGACAGUACUGAACAAAUGAAUACUGACUUACUAAACAAAACAGACUUCAUGCCCAGAAGAAUUUGCAGUCAGCUUAAACAAAAACAACAGAAAGUGACAAAUGCAGUGUGUUAGGAUAAAUAAGGAGACAGCCAUAAGAAAUGUGGCUGGUUAUGGGAGCAGUGUGUAGAAAAUUGUGGCUAAUAUGCCUGUGGCACAGAGUCACCUCUUCAACUAGUCUCAGACCUGACAAACCCUGUAAGCAGUAUAUUUGGUGUAGUAUUUGUCCAUAAAAAGUAAAAUGUAACGUCUCAUAAGUUACAUGCUUUCAAUAAUGUUCAUAAUUACAUCAUGCUGUGAGUACAGGUACUAGUUAAGCAUAACUAACUGGAAACAGCUGAAGGAGCAGGAAAGCAUUCUUUGAAGCCUGAAAGUGUGAUCGAUCAUGUCUCAGUAGAAGAGGCAGGGGAAGAACAACAGAUGUGGUAACUUUAUAAGAGCCAUUUUAGUAGAGGGGUAAGGCCAAGUCAGAUUUCAGGGAAACUGGUAUGCCAAGCAGUAGGAGCAGAAAGUACCUUUAUAAAAGUUUAAAGAGGGAAAAGGGUGGCAAUUGCAUUUUUAAAAAAAAAUCUCAUGGCACAUCAUAAGGUUUUCUUAAUUGAAUUAAAUAUUAAAAUAAGUUAACAAGGGCUACAACGAGGCUAAAAUUUCCAGCUACAAGAGACUCUGGUCCUGUGAUAACCUUAUUACAAUACUCUAGCUUCCAUUUUGGCUUUCCCCUCAGAUGUAGGGUAUACCAGGUAACAAAAAUGAAAGGUUUAUUUAAUGCCUUAAGGAUUACCUGUCCAUCUAAUCCAGUCUCUUGUCUCCCACAGAUGGUGAUAAUGCUGAUGUUUCAAAGGAAGAUGAGAACUGUAGCUAUGGCAAAAAAUUUAGUACCCUGCAAUACCCAAAAUAAGGAUGAGAGAGAGGGAAAAUAAUUCUCCUCACCAACACAAGCAAAACCCACUUCACUCAUUUGGCAUGACAGGUACUAUUACCCAUAUUUUGAAUUAGGGGUCAGACACUGCUGUGCAUAACCACAUCAGAAGGCACAGUGAGUCUCCACAGCUUCAUCCCCAUCACUUCCCAAGCAAGCCCCAAAAUCCUCACCCCCCCCUUUGUCUCUGCAGGAGCAGCCAUAGUACUUUGGCUCUGCACUUCACACAAUAGUUGUGCUGCAUUUUGAGUACCUUAUACCUAUAGCGGAACUGGCCUACAUCCUCUAUUGUAUGUAGCCAAAUGCACAAUGCCAUAGGUGGGUGGCAAUUUUUUAUUUAAACCUUUGACAAUCAGAUGCAUUACUACAAGUGGCAAAAAUCAUCCAAGAUUUUCCUACUAUAUAAUUGAUAUCCAGUGCCCAACAGAUUUUAGUGUGAUAUUCAAGAUGUAUGCAGUUUUGCUUAGAUCCUCUUGCCUUUGCUAGUUUAAGUAGCUUUCUUGGAAAGUUACACAUAUAAGGUGGUAGGCACUGCUUUAGAAUAUGCUCAAGUACACUACAGUUCUACUUUAAAUAGAGAAACUGAAGUUAGCUGCCCAGUCUUAAUAUUUACAGCUUGGUAAAAUACUGGUGAGGGGGAGAGCCUUUUGUGUUUUAACCUCCUGCUUCAGAUGAAGUUUUGCCCUGGGUACUGUAACCAGUUUCAGUGAAGUGAUGCUCUGAAAGCAGAGCGAAUUACACCAGAGAUUUGUGAUACACAAUUUGAUGUAAUGCAAGUCUUUGUUCUAUUUUGAACAAAUUAAAUUGGCAAAAACAUCACUCAAAUAUUUAAACAAAAAGGAACACAUGCUGCCUAUUUCUGUACGUGCAGUUCCCACUUGUUCAAAGGAGUUCUCCACCCAGACUACCUUCUAAACCAAAUAGCAAUAUUUAUUUUAUUUUUGGUACUCUGGGAACUACUGUUUUCUAGGAAUAAGACAAGAAUCAUUCAGUUCCUUUUUCAGAAAAGAAUAUUAAAAAGGGCAAGUUAAAUAAAUUAGAGGAAAAUGUUAGUCCUAGACAGUAGGAGACACAUAAAUGCAUAGCUGUCUAAUUCUGCA